AUGGCAACCUUUACAAGCUUGCUAGCCUGUGUGUUGGUUGGUAUUGCUGUUGUUUUUCAGAUAUUCUCCGUCAUAUCUGCCCCCGUCGUAUCCACUAUAGCUCUCUGCACCUAUAACGGAAACAGGUUUGGGGUGUUUGGCUGGUGUAAUAUUCAAGCACAACAAUGCACUCCAAUAAGAGUCGGCUACGAGCUGGACUCCUAUGACUAUAUGAUCCUUAAUGAUUUCCUACCGUCUAACGCCAAAAUGUCCGUAUCCAAACUUUUGAUAGUUCAUCCGAUAUCUCUGGUUUUCACUUUUAUCCUAUGGAUUCUCACACUCAUCAUAAGCUUUCAUCGCCUUGGGAAUUCACGCAAAAUGCUAAUAGGUAUGGUCUUAUGGUCACUCCCUGCCGUAUUACUUUCUUUAUUAAGCUUCCUUGUCGAUAUUUUAUUGUUUGUACCGCAGCUUGCGUGGCCAGGUUGGUUAUUGCUGGUCAGUACCAUCUUGAUUGCAGUGGCAUCUUCGAUCAUAUGUGUAAUGCGCAGAACUGUCUCGCUUAGAAAGUAUGAAAGACUGCGAAACAAUGAGAACAUUGAAAUGUACCCUAUUCAUCUUAAUAAAGACUCGAAACUCCCUGGUGGAGCCAGCGCAGACCAAAGAUCCAAUCCAAAGGAAUCAACAGUCAUUUCGUCUAGUCAUCUCGAGGAACCAGAGCUUAGCUACAGAUUUGAAAUAGACUCCAGAUCUUAA
This is a messenger RNA of Lachancea fermentati, 732 nucleotides long. NCBI's taxonomy places the organism in Eukaryota, Fungi, Ascomycota, Saccharomycetes, Saccharomycetales, Saccharomycetaceae. The record is from the annotation of a GenBank genome assembly.